Molecule: messenger RNA, 5635 nt
Organism: Rhododendron vialii
Lineage: Eukaryota; Viridiplantae; Streptophyta; Magnoliopsida; Ericales; Ericaceae
Product: pentatricopeptide repeat-containing protein At1g77405
Exons: 3
Coding region: 591-1949 (452 amino acids)
Molecular function (GO): protein binding
Source: RefSeq, a predicted model, not a curated record
UACUUAGCAGCAUGGCAUUUCAUCCUGACUUGGUUCAACUGCUUUUCAAGGUAUUAAAAGGCCCAGUAAAAAUAAAAGUGUGUCUUGAGCUUCCGAAAUGUGAAAUGUAAGGACACCUUAGCUCAGAAAUUGUUUGGGAUAUCGUUGCGCUAUGUUGAAACUAUUUUGAGGGAUUUCCUUUCAAUUUUUGUUGGAGGGUAGGCAUUUUUUUCCUAGCUAACUAUUCCCAUUGAUGCUAUAAGAAAUUAAUGGUCAAUUCAUUAUGAGCCAGCUUGGUGAGAAGUAAGUAGUUUAAUGAUAUGUUUUUUCAGAGAGUUAAUUCCAAACUUUAUAAUGAUCUUUCAGUGUUAGGUUGGGUGAUGCCAUUUCUAAAAUGAAACGACCAAUUUUUUAAUAUUUGUAGUUUCUAUAGAAUUGUGAUAGGCCUAAUUGUUUGUGAUAUCAGUAAUUGCAGGCCUAAUUACUUGUCUCCUUUGCUGUAAAAACUGGGCGGUGUUUUAGUGUAAAACCAGAUCCUAGCUAUGAGGACAUGUGUCUGAAGUAGCCACUAUGCACAAAUGGUGAUGAUUUGAGGCAGUGAUAGCCAUAAGAUGAUCUCAUCACAACCUCGGUACCGUGGCACUACUUCUAUCGUAAACCAAGUGUUGGCUGUGAUAAUCCAACACAGGCCAUUUGAUGCCCAAUUAGCUGCCUCAGCUAUCACUGCUCUCAACAACCAUCCAUGGAAUGUUGAAACUAUUUCUGAGGUGUUGAGAUCCAUACCUAGAUUCUUAUUCCAAUCCACUAGGUCCGUUGGUCGUCAAAAAGGUUUCAGACACCGUGCUCCUCUCAAACAAAGAAGCCUUAGAGAAGAGUAUAAUAAAUUUCGCAAGGGGGUGAUUGUUCUUGGUCCCGCUGCCUAUAGAGACCCUCUGAAAGUCAAAUUAGGUUUAGACAAAGCAAUGGAGUUCUACUAUUGGGUUGAGACCCAUUUUGGGUUUACCCAUAAUGAGAUUACUUGCAGGGAGAUGGCUUGUGUGUUGGCCAGAGGAAAUAAGUUGAAGGACCUCUGGGAGUUCCUCAAAGAAAUGGCUUGGAGAGAGACUGGCGGGCUUGUAACUACAUCUACAGUAACUUGUUUGAUGAAAGUUCUUGGAGAAGAGGGAUUAGUCAAUGAAGCAUUGGCUGCAUUCUAUAGGAUGAAGCAGUUCCAUUGUAAACCAGAUGUUUACGCCUAUAACACAAUUAUUUAUGCUCUUUGUAGGGCAGGAAACUUCAAAAAGGCAAAGUUUUUGUUGGAGCAAAUGGAAUUACCAGGGUUCAGAUGCCCACCGGAUACGUUAACAUACACGAUACUGAUUAGUUCUUACUGUAAGCACAGCAUGCAAACUGGGUGCAGGAAGGCCAUUAGGAGGAGGAUGUGGGAAGCAAACCACUUGUUUCGUAUCAUGCUAUUCAAGGGUUUUGUUCCUGAUGUUGUAACUUACAACUGUUUGAUUGAUGGUUGUUGUAAAACUAAUAGAAUCGAGAGGGCACUAGAAUUGUUUGAUGGUAUGGUUAAAAGGGGGUGUCUCCCAAACCGGGUCACGUAUAAUUCUUUGAUUCGAUAUUACAGUGCUGUUAAUGAGAUUGAUAAGGCUAUUGAGAUGCUGCAGAGAAUGCAAAACAUGAAUCAUGGAAUGCCAACUUCAAGUUCGUACACUCCAAUUAUCCAUGCACUGUGUGAAACUGGAAGAGUGCUGGAGGCCCGUGAUUUAUUGGUUGAGUUGGCUGAUGGAGGCUCAGUUCCUAGAGAAUAUACAUAUAGGUUAGUAUGUGAUGCGCUGAACAUGGCAGGAGAACCUGAUUUGCUGGAUGAGGGACUACGGCGGAAACUCAAGGACGGUAUUGACAGUAGAUGUAGGCAAGUGAUGAAGGUGAAACCAAUUAUGUCCGAAAAGUUAAAAUUUAGCAUGGGCAGAGUUCAAUAAUGGAAAACAUGAUAUCCUUCACCUUCACUCGGAACAUCACAGGGCAAAAGCAUAUGAGGUAAAUGUCUUUUGACUCAGGUUCCGAGUACAUCUGGAAAUUCACUUCCAAAUUCUUAUAAAUGUUUGUUUCAAGUUUCUGUUAAAGGCGGUCUAUAACUGUUGAUUUUUUUUCCUUUUUUCAGCUGGGUCCCCUAUAUGUUGUUGAAUUUGGUCUGCCUGGAGGGUAUGCUUAAUGAGUUAAUACUAAUCCUACUCCAGAUGCACCUGCUUCCUUUGUGUAAUUCAAACUAAGAUCUGAACAGUAAUAUUAGUCUCAUACCUUGUGAAUAUUCUUAAACUUUUGUUCCCUUCCCAAGUGGGCGAUUUUUUUAUGCUAUUAGACGCCCUUUAUGGAUGAAAAUUCUUUCCAGCAAGUAUUAUAUGCAGUUGAGGAGCAUUGUUGAAUAGUAAAAUGGCGGGUAGGCAGAAUUACAUAUAGAAAUAUACGUGCUCACCAAGUAAAUAGUUAUGGGAGUAUUUUCUCCUUAUGCUUGCCUUCACCAAUUUAUGGAAGGAAGUAUUAUGUUCUGCAAUGAGGAAAAAUUUAGCAUGCAACAUUUUGUGCCCGAUCCGACUACCAGAUUUGUUUCUAUUAUCGUUUUUGUUAUUUCGGAAGUAUGGUAAGUUGUCUAAGAUGGUUUCAUCCCACUACCCUUACUCUUCGUUUUACCUUUUUCCAGCUGUUUGUGAUGGAAAGGUAUUGGAGAGGCAGCGUAUCCAAUGUCCCAUGUGGAAUUGUAGAGAAUGGAUCUGGAGUCUGGACUACUGUGUCUUCUUAUGUAAGUACUCUGAGUGCAUACCUUGAUUUGUGUACUUGGUCUGAGAUGAUUGAUAUGAGGGCUCAGUACUGCAACAUAUUGGGGUUAUCUGUUUUCGUUACUUUUCACUUGUCAACUGUUGUCUCGGUAAUCAGUAUACUAUUAGCCUAGGAAGCUAUUAGGUAUUAAAUUUCUUAUAUAUAUAAUGAUGGGGCUUAUUCUCUGUUGGAAACAUAUUCCUCUUUGAUGGGGUCUGUGAUUGCCGGAGCAAACACCAUCUGUUAUGUUAAAUUCAGGUGUUAGAUUCAGUGGCUUCACCUAGGGAUGGUGAGAUAAGUAGUUGAUGCUUUCUUUCGGGUUCCUGCCUCUUUCACCUCCCUGGUUCCUAUGGUUAACUGUAUUUCAAAGAGGUUGUUUGUCGAACUCCUAAAGAGAUGAUGCGAGAGUCCUAGAGUUUAUUUAUCUGGAGGUGUUGUUCUUUGCUAUUGUUUUUCCAGAUUGGAUUCGUUAGCUUAUCCUGUUCUUUAUAGUCUAUUUAUGUUUGGCCAUUGGGUAAAAUGAGAUAUUUCAACAAAUUGUUUUACUAGCUAAAGUAUUUAUAUGUUUCAGCUUAGAGAACUCCAAUACGAAGUUCAAAUUUGUAUUUAAACUAUUAAUUCAUUGUACGUGUUUUAUGAUAUCGUACAUUGUGUUGAAGGGAACUACUUAUUAGUAAAACCCAUAAAUGUGUUACGAGCUUGUUGGAGUAAUUUAUUUCCUUUGGAAAAAGGUUAAAAUCUGCUAUGAAUCAAUUCAGUAUUAUUUUUUUGGUAACUUAAAUUCAUUGAAAGCACAAAACAGAACCCACAGGGCAUAUAGCCCUUAUGAAAACAGCCCAAACGGGGACAGGGCAGGGCUGCAUAUAGCAGACUACAAGCAACAAGAAACAACUAAACAAAACAGGAAGCAAUCCACUAAGAAGCAAAAUGCUGAAAGGAAUCAAUUCAUUACUUAUUUAUGGAAAAUCUAGUUAUCUACUUAGCCUUAUAUGAUACGACGUAAGGUUUCAAAACGUAUGUUGAAAGAAAUAUUUUUUGCUUUUGUACUUGGACAGUGCCCCUUGGCAUCUUCUUUAUCUUGAUUUUGCUCACACUCAUUGAUGGAAUCAUAACAAAUAGGAGUGCAGUUUUACUUAUCAAAAAACAAAAACAAAUAGAAGUGCAGUUUUAGAUCCUAGUAAGAAAUUUCUUCUUGUGGUGUUCCCUUCGCCCAACAAGUAUUUGGAUCAAAACGAUUGAAAUUGCCUAUGAGACUGGUAAAGCAGCUUUUCCAGGUGGUGAAGUUAUGGGACACAUCUUGAUAACAAGUUGGUCAUUACCAAGGAACGGACAUUUGAUUUAAUGCGUGAACAUAUACCAAGUUUUCCUUAAUGUUUUAUUUGAUUGCUGACGUUCCGUAAGUAAAAAAGUUCUGUUUGAUUGCUGACAUUCCGUAAGUAUAUAAAACUCGAAUUCUCCAAAGGAAUCCUACCCCAGCCCAAGCUCUCAUGGAUUCCAGCUGUUCAUUUCAUCGCUCAUGAAAUCUCACCAAUCAGACAUCACAAAUGAUAAUAUGUUCAAUCUGUGGCAGUUUGUGGAUGGAUCACUUGUGGGUUCAGCACCUUCAAUUGGAAGAUAACCCACACACAACCACAUUUACACAAAGAAAGUCAUCAUGUCAUUAUUCAAAUGCUCAUUUUACAGAAAGAGGCAUUGCAAACCUGAAGAUGUGCUAAUUCGCCGCUUCAUCAUUAGAAUUGGAAGUUUUGACAUUGGUAUUGUAAGUUAGAGAUGCCAGACAAAUCAAAUCUUUCCCUUAUGUAUCUCAAAAGUCCUUACCCUAAAAUAAAAGUUCAACUUUGUUCUUUGCCUUCUAUACCAAUCAUUUUUGACGGAAUGCCUUUGUGGGUGAAUCUGAGGAAUUUUUACACAAUUAUUUGGUUAGAGAUGAAGUCGAGAAACCAAUUUUAUAUCACUCCAUUGGGGGGUCAUGGAUGAGUGUGAUCCAUAGCAUCCAUUGCCCUGUUAAGGGAAAGCAAUCACCCGCUAUGAUUUUGGGGGUACCCCGAUCAAGGUAAGUGAUUACUCUAGAGGGAAGUGAGAGAGUAAUCAAGUAGUUUAACGAAUAGCUGCUUUUCUCCUCAGAAGCAUCAUUCUAGAAAAACAUUAACGUGGACCAUAACUACAGAUUCUGUUGUUAGCAAAGUAUUAUCUUCUUGUGUGUCUGAGAAUGGUGGUUUUUCGGCCAUCUCAUGGAAAUGCUUUUCCAAUAUGGUUUUAGAAGAUACAAGAGACCAUGUUCGGGGGCCUCAAAUAAGAUUGACUAAAAAUUUGAUGGAAAACUUUGUAUUUCUAUUUAAAUACGCUGUGGUUGGUUCCUUUAUGUUUGGAAUCCACAGGCGGAUUAUUCAUGUUUUAUUCAUCUCGUUUAUGAAAACGCUUCAACAAAGUCAAUCAUACCAUGAUUUCUACCAGGGCAACUUUCCAGGGCAAAGUUUUCUACCAUGAUUUAGGCUGUGUUCUUGCACGACAGGAACAAUGACCAUAACGCACUUGUUCAUCGGCUUUUCUAGUAUCUAACUGAGGUCCCCAUUUUUUUACUGGUGGAUGCGGGAGUUUCAUAAGUUGGCAAUGAAAUGCAGUUACAGGGUUAUUAGCGGUGCAGAACAUACCAAUUGGCAAGCCUGGCGACUUGUGCUGAUUUUCUCGGUAGAAUUUGCUGCUGGUCGAUUCAUUGAUCUAUUUUUUCCCCUUGUCCUUGUAUUUUUCUGCUACUGCCAAUGGCAUAACUGCUUCUUAAAGCUACAAUGUUAUUCCUAUGACUUAACGAUUUUUACAUUUUCCGACUUUAAUAAAGUACUUGUUCAAUCUA